Molecule: messenger RNA, 819 nt
Organism: Eurypyga helias (sunbittern)
Lineage: Eukaryota; Metazoa; Chordata; Aves; Eurypygiformes; Eurypygidae
Product: protein argonaute-2
Exons: 6
Molecular function (GO): nucleic acid binding
Source: RefSeq, a predicted model, not a curated record
AUCCAGGGGCAGCCGUGCUUCUGUAAAUACGCCCAGGGAGCCGACAGCGUAGAGCCCAUGUUCAGGCAUCUCAAGAACACUUACACUGGGCUGCAGCUUGUUGUAGUAAUUUUGCCAGGAAAAACCCCAGUCUAUGCGGAGGUGAAGCGUGUCGGCGACACCGUGCUGGGAAUGGCUACGCAGUGCGUUCAGAUGAAAAACGUGCAGAGGACAACCCCGCAGACGCUGUCUAACCUCUGCCUGAAAAUAAACGUCAAAUUAGGAGGUGUAAAUAAUAUUCUGCUGCCACAGGGAAGACCACCAGUAUUUCAACAGCCUGUCAUAUUCCUCGGUGCAGAUGUAACUCACCCGCCAGCUGGAGAUGGAAAAAAGCCUUCCAUUGCUGCAGUUGUAGGAAGCAUGGAUGCUCAUCCUAAUCGAUACUGUGCCACUGUUCGGGUCCAGCAGCACCGCCAAGAAAUCAUCCAAGAUUUGGCUGCCAUGGUCAGGGAGUUGCUGAUUCAGUUCUAUAAAUCAACCAGAUUUAAACCAACUCGUAUAAUCUUCUACAGAGAUGGAGUUUCUGAGGGACAGUUUCAACAGGUUCUCCAUCAUGAACUGCUGGCUAUCAGAGAAGCGUGCAUUAAACUCGAAAAGGAUUACCAGCCUGGAAUUACAUUUAUAGUUGUGCAGAAGAGGCAUCACACCAGACUCUUCUGUACAGACAAAAACGAACGGGUUGGAAAAAGCGGAAACAUUCCAGCUGGUACCACAGUGGACACAAAAAUCACCCAUCCAUCCGAGUUUGACUUUUACCUGUGUAGUCACGCUGGUAUUCAG